AUGCUCAAAUAUGGACGCCCAAAAGCGAAUCUUCGCAACAGCCUUGACCGCGACGUCUAUCAGAUCGUGAAGAAGCUCGAAGAUGAACGCACGGCCAACCAGCCCAAGGACAGGAAACGCGCAAAGCUCACCAUCUCGGGUGUCUACGACAUCAUCAAGAAGUCCAACUCGAGUCUUGCUCGGCAGAAGAGGAAACCCCUGGAAGAUGCCAUCGAUCGCUGCUUGGACUUUCUGAAGCAGGAACAGUCCGAUUCUGAAGACAGUGAGGCGGCGUUGGAUGAGAUCAACGAGUCAAAUAAACCCGAAGAUCGCUUCUUGCUCAACCGACAGAUGGCCAAACAGUGGAACACCACGGCCCAAGGCGCUGAGGGGAAGAGCACCAAGCGGCGACGCCUGUCUCCAGAGCCAGACGCCGUUAACGGGACUGAGGCCGUCAGCGACGGCUCUGCUGUUACCCCCGGCAAAUCGUCCAAGCCCAACGGAACGGCACAGGCCGAGGCUCAACUUUCAGGAACAAAGAAGGCACCGAAACCGCCCAAGUACGCCGCGGAACAAGUCGAUCCGGACUCUAUCGUUCUCGGAGGCGUGGCAUCAACCGUGGACGAACUCGACAGGACCAUAUUUUCACGUCUCAGGCGACCCCAAGGUCGUCAACGCCUCCAAGGAAUGCCCGUUGGCUACAUCAUCUCUGGGCCGCCAGGUACCGGCAAACAGUCCGCCGUGCGAAUGCUCGCCGCUAUCAGCUCUACGCCCAUCAUACCCUUGGGAAAGCAUCUAGAGGAGGCCACAAAGUCGCCAGAGAAGGUUACCAAGAUCAUAACGGAUGUCUUCGACGAAGCCACAAAAUGUGCUCCAUGCAUCAUCUUGAUUGAAGGUUUGCACGACUACAUGCCCAAGUCGGGCAACACACAGAGUGACCGAGAGCAAGAAAUUGUGACCCAACUCAGGAUAGGCAUGAGACGCCUACGGGACUGGCAGCGGGAGAAUGAACCCGUCUUCGUUGUGGCUACUACCACCAAGAUUGAAACCAUCGACGCCAGUCUAUGUACGCCCGACCUCUUCGCCCGCACUCUCAACAUCAAAGUUCCCAACGCCGAUGCGCGCGAGGCCAUCUUCCGGGUACUGUCUUGCAACCUUGGCCUUCCGGAGAGCUUUGACUACAAAACCCUGGCGAUCCGGACGCACGGCUUUGUCGGUCGGGAUAUCCAAGCAGUCGUCCAAGCUGCAAUCGAACGGGCUCACGACCGCCUCAUCGACCUCGAAGACGCCCACGCCCGCCAAAGUCUGACUUGGAUCCCCCGGCCAGAACCGACCGAAGAACCUGUCGACAAGCGAGACACGGCUGGCAUAAGGUUCCGCUACGAGUACCUCGCCGCCGAAAGUCUCACGCCCGCUCCUCAAGUCCACCUCACGUACGAAGACUUUGCACACGCCGUCUCAGAACACACCCCGCACAUGCGCCGCGAGGGCUUCAGCACCAUCCCGUCAACGACCUGGUCCGAGGUCGGCGCCAUGCACUCGGUCCGCGCCGCCUUCCAAGUGUCCAUCGUCCGCCGCAUCAAGGAGCCCCUCCUCUUCGCGCGCUUCGGCAAGCAGCGCCCCGCAGGCGUCCUCCUCUUCGGGCCCCCCGGCUGCGGCAAGACGCUCGUCGCCAAGGCCGUGGCCAACGACGCCCAGGCGAGCUUCAUCCUCAUCAAGGGCCCCGAGCUGCUCAACAAGUACGUCGGCGAGUCGGAGCGCGCCGUGCGCGAGCUCUUCGCGCGCGCCAAGAGCUGCGCGCCUUGCAUCCUCUUCUUCGACGAGAUGGACUCGCUCGUGCCCAAGCGCGAGAACACGUCGACCGAGGCCGGCGCCCGCGUCGUCAACGCGCUGCUGGCGGAGCUCGACGGGGCCGGCGACCGCGGCGAGGUCUACGUCAUCGGCACGAGUAACCGGCCCGACAUGAUCGACCCGGCCGUGCUGCGCCCCGGUCGUCUCGACAAGCUCUUGUUCGUCGACAUGCCGACCGAGGACGAGCGCGUCGACAUCCUGCGCACCAUUUACAGGAACGGCAUCGGCGGCAGCGACAAGGCGGCCGAUGCUGUGAUGGAGGGCACCGAGCAGGGGGCCGCGGCGGCCGGCGGCCCUGACGUGAUCGAGACGGUCGCGCGGGACCCGCGGUGCAAGGGCUUCAGCGGCGCCGAUCUCUACGGACUGUACAAGAACGCGCUGGACGCGUGCGUUCUGCGGUAUGAGGGCGGCGACCCGUCCCUGUCCCCGGCCGACUGGGAGGCUGCGCUCGAGCAGACGAAGCCGAGCGUGCCGAAUCCCGAGAGCUAUCGCAAGUUGGCGGCCAAGUUGCACCACCAGAGGUAG
Messenger RNA from Verticillium dahliae VdLs.17, 2355 nucleotides. RefSeq names its product ribosome biogenesis ATPase RIX7. The transcript has 2 exons. The record is from RefSeq and is a predicted model, not a curated record. Gene Ontology annotation, molecular function: preribosome binding; ATP hydrolysis activity; ATP binding. Bases 1 to 2355 code for a protein of 784 amino acids. NCBI's taxonomy places the organism in Eukaryota, Fungi, Ascomycota, Sordariomycetes, Glomerellales, Plectosphaerellaceae. Gene Ontology annotation, cellular component: nucleus. Gene Ontology annotation, biological process: ribosome biogenesis.